CCUCCUCCUCCUCCUGGUCUUGAAGCGACACUCUGACUGAAUCGACAUCACGGAAUGAGAUUAUGAAUAUGGAACCCUCGAAUUAUUGUACACAGUACUAGCACGCAGAGAGUAUCGCCGCUGCUUGCGUCCGACGAUCUCGUUGCACUACUCACUCUUUAUUGUCGCGGUCUGCAGGGCCACGCCGAGGGCGCAAUGAUUCUGCACGGCCUGAGUCGCAUCGUCUCCUGUAGAGCUGGCCAAGACGUGCUAUAGAUUCAGAGGCUAUGCCGUCUGGCUAGAUUUCAAGAUCACGCCUCGAUCGCGCCGUUCAAGUUGUUCACCUGCCAAACGCCGUGGUGUGGAUUGGCGGGACAAAUCAUGCCACCGCGUCGCCGUGUCGCGCUCUUCCAUCUCUUGAAUUUGUUCAUCAUCCCUGCCCUAGGGAAGCUAUAUGUCACCGUGCCCGUUGACGGGACAACCUGGAGCGCAGGGCAGAAUCAGACGCUGUCUUGGAAGGACGACGGGUCCGAGCCAACCCUCGCCAAGUUCAAAGACGCAAGCGUAGGCAUCUACGUGGGAAGCUCGACCGUCCAGACGCUGGUCCAGGAGAUCGUGGCAAGCGUCGACGUCGCCACCACGGAGUCAAUCGUAUUCACGCCGGACCCCUCCGUGGGGACCAACGGUGACUACUACUUCAUCCGCUUCCAGUCCCUCGCCCUCAAGGACGCGAACAACUCCGCCUUCCCCGCAGAGGCGUUCUCCGCGACGUUCACGAUGAACGGGAUGACGGGCGCGUUCAACGAGUCCGAACGCGCCGAGAUCGGCUCCAUCGCUCCCGCGGCUACCGCUCCCGCGGGCACCGCCCAGUCUGCGGGCGCGAUGGCUGCCACGGCGGGGUUCAGGAUUCCGACGAGCUCGCAUGACCCCGAUGCGAUGCCCACGUCGACCGCGGAUGCUGCUGCAAACGGCGCGGCGCAUCGUGUCGAGGGUGUCUCUAUCGGGGUCGCGUCGGCGUUCGCUGCGCUGUUGUUAGCGCUAUGGGUUGUGUGACGGACUUCGGAGUGUGAAAGGACAAGUUAGUUCGUUCGCUUCAUUCGUUGUUGGGCUUUGGUUAGAUUUGUAUCUUUAGCAUACAGGGCUGUAUCAUGACUAGCAUACACUUUGAUAAAUCUGGAAGCCUGUAGACAAGGACAUCGAGGAACAACACACAGAUGCCAGACCCGAGAGUUAGUGACACGUUCGAGAGACACGGCUAAUCGAGAACGUCAUACGUCGUCCGCAUGAUAUGGUCCGCCUUCCGCCCCGUGUGUCUCACGAAGCCCAUAUAGUCAAGCGUAUGCAGCGCGCGCAUGAACCGCGCCAGCACCUCCUCCCGCCACUCCUCGCUCUCCUCCUCCUCACUC
Messenger RNA from Fomitopsis serialis, 1385 nucleotides. RefSeq lists its product as uncharacterized. NCBI's taxonomy places the organism in Eukaryota, Fungi, Basidiomycota, Agaricomycetes, Polyporales, Fomitopsidaceae. Gene Ontology annotation, biological process: cell wall biogenesis; (1->6)-beta-D-glucan biosynthetic process. Bases 361 to 1032 code for a protein of 223 amino acids. The record is from RefSeq and is a predicted model, not a curated record. The transcript has 6 exons.